UGGCUUAUUAAACUCGGAUACCAGAUAUCUUUGCUGAAGAAGGGGGUUUAUAUGGAUGGGCAUGAGCAGGACGAUGUGGUCAAAUACCGGAACGAGGUAUUUUUGCCAGGGAUGAAAGAACUCGAACCAUGCAUGACUUACAAUGGAAGUUCCUUGGAGUGCAAGGAGCCAGUGCUGAAGGAGGGAGAGAGAUGCAUCAUUCCCAUCUGGCAUGAUGAGAGCUGUUUUCACACGAACAAGUUCAGGAGGAAACUGAAGAGGCACCAAGGUCGGCACCUACACCGGCCUUACAGCCAUGGAUGCUUGAUUCAUGUGUUGGAUUUCAUUAAUGAGGAGACUGGUUGGCUUGUUAUUCACAAUGAGGAUGGAAGCAUCUCCGAAGGGAAUGAUGCCUGGAAGAUAAUUUAUCCAGGGACUAACGGUGACCCAUGGUGGGACACUAAGCAACUUCUGGAGCAAAUUUGCACACAAGCCAUCCCAGUCUUUGAACGUGCCCACCCAAAUUGUCAAGCACUAUUCAUUUUCAAUCAGUCUUCUGCCCAUGCAUCCCUUGGCCCCAAAGCU
Molecule: messenger RNA, 564 nt
Organism: Cantharellus anzutake
Lineage: Eukaryota; Fungi; Basidiomycota; Agaricomycetes; Cantharellales; Hydnaceae
Exons: 2
Source: RefSeq, a predicted model, not a curated record